Molecule: messenger RNA, 3908 nt
Organism: Vespa velutina
Lineage: Eukaryota; Metazoa; Arthropoda; Insecta; Hymenoptera; Vespidae
Product: SURP and G-patch domain-containing protein 1-like
Exons: 9
Coding region: 39-2678 (879 amino acids)
Biological process (GO): RNA processing
Cellular component (GO): nucleoplasm
Molecular function (GO): RNA binding
Source: RefSeq, a predicted model, not a curated record
GAACGGACACAUAUAGAAAGAUUCGGUAGACGACAAAGAUGGCGUAUCGCGGUGUGAAAGGUUCUGACCCGUUCGUUUCAAAAACUUCACGAAAUGAACGUUUCGCACAAAUGUCGAAACAAGAACAAAUUAUUCAACAAAAGAAGUUAGAAAUCCAAGCGAAAUUGCAAGAACAAAAAGCUAAGGAAGCUGUCGAAAGUGUUAAGAAAUCUAAUUCACUUGGCCUACCUACGACAACCAACAAAGCUACUACGUCCAAGAAGGAGGACGAGAAGUCGUCUACAUCUGUGACAGUUAAUUUGUUUGCCAAUGAUGGUAGCUUCCUUGAUCAGUUCAAAAAAAUUGCAAAUAAUAAAGGAACGGGAAAACAAGCAGAGUCUAACCAAUCAAAAACUGAAGAUAAAAGGGAAGAAAAGGUGGAAGAAAGAAAUCAUGAUAAUAGAGAGAAAGAACGUGAUAGAAAGUGGAACAAUGAAAAAAACAGAGAUUGGGAAAACAAAAGGGAUAGAAGAAGAAAUGACUCAAGAUGGGGAAGAAGUUCUGACAGAAGACACAGUUCGUCGUCUAGUCCAUCUCCUACCAGGCAUAGAUCUUCUUUGAGUCCCGAUCCACGUUCAAUGUACAACCAACCUCCUCCAAAUGGACCACGACCACAUUUUAAUCAACAACAAUAUCCUCCCCAAAGUAACAAUCAAACAUCAUCUAUACCUCCUCUUAUGUCUCAGCCAGUGAUGCAAAUGACAAACAUUCCUCCACCUAAUAUGAGGGGUAUGACAACAAAUAUUCCACCACCAAACAUGCCUAGAAUGCCACCACCAAAAAAUGUCAACAAUAAUUAUUCCAAUGUGGAUAACCAUUCUAAUAAUCCUAGAAUGCAAAUUCCUCCACCACAUAUUAUAAGGCCUCCACCACCACCAAUACAAAAUAUUCCACCUAACACUAAUGUACCACCACCAAAUAUGCAAGUUCCACAAAAUAUGCCAAUGACCAACAUACAAAAUUUACCACCAUCGUCUACUUCGCAACAACAUAUUAUUCCUCCUCCACAGCAAUGCAAUAUACCACCACCUACUAAUUUGCAACCUCCAAAUAUUCCACCACCUAACAUCCCACCACCAAACAUGUUGCCGCCAAUGUCUCAGAUGCCUCCAAAUAUGAUGCCAAUUACUGCAUCUCAAACAAUUGUAGUAACAGUACCUAAUGUACCAAAUGUACCUCCUCCCAAUGUGAUAUCAUCAAUGAUAAUGUCUGCACCUCCUCCGGUUCAUACUGUUCCAUCUACUAUAAAUUCUGUACCGCCUCCAAACUUGAAUAUUCCACCUCCAAAUGUCCCACCACCUACAAUAAUACAGAAUGCACCACCACCGCCGCCGCCACACUUGAUUCCAACCUCCUAUCCAAUACCUAAUCAAGUACCAAUCACAGUGGGACCACCUAAUGUUCAAAUUCCACCACCUGUAAGGCCACCAGCUAAUCUACAAGGCAAUGAACAACUAGUUUGUCCCAUAGAGGCUGAACAACUGGCACGCAUAGUCGCUGAUUGUGGAGAUGAAAUAGAGCAAGAAGUACGAGAGAAGAAUGCCCAAGACCCUAAAUUAUGGUUUCUGCAUCAAAAGCAAAGUGCAGCGUAUCUGCAGUACAGGGGAUUGGUGGCAAAGUUUCGUGCUGGAAAAACAGAUAAAGACACUAAGAGUAGUGGUGCGGAGCCUUAUUGUCCAGAAGAAGCUCUUAGUGACAAUGAUGAAACAGAUAAGAAUCAAAAACAUAGUUCUCAAAAUGAACGUCCAAAAGAGGAAAAUAGAGAGGAACGUAAAAGGAAAAGGAGAAGUCGUUGGAGCGAGCCAGAUAACAAGGUUCCUAUUGCAGAUAUAAAUGCAAUUACCACUCAAAGAACUCGCCCGGGUCUUGCACAACCUGGAGUAGCCAUACCAGGUCAAAUUGGCCAACCAGCUGUUAUUAUACCGCCAAAAAUACAGCACAAUAAACCAAAGAAUCCAAUGCUAACCAAGAUAUCUAGAAAUGAUCCUGCGUUAAUACAAUAUGCGAGACAAACCUUUGGUACAUUGGAUCUUAGUGAAGAACAAUGGAAAAAAGCUGAGGACCAUUAUAAGAUAAAUCUUUUAUACCAAAAUCUAUUAAGAAAGAGAGAAGAAGUGAAACGAUUAGAGGCUCAGGGUAAACAUAAAUAUGAGUACGAUAGCGACGAAGAAACCGAAGGUGGUACUUGGGAACAUAAAUUAAGAUCUGCCGAAAUGGAAGCUACACAAAUGUGGGCGGAAGAAUUAACGGCACAAGCUGAAGGUAAACACCAUAUUGGUGAUUUUUUGCCUCCGGACGAAUUGAAAAAAUUUAUGGAACAAUACAAUGCCGUUAAGCAAGGAAAAGAGCCAGAUCUUAGUGAUUACAAGGAAUACAAACUGAAGGAAGAUAAUAUUGGUUUUCAAAUGCUUCAAAAACUUGGCUGGAGCGAAGGUCAAGGUUUAGGUAGUGAAGGCAGUGGUCGAAUUGAACCUGUUAAUAAGGCUACUAAUAGGCUGGAUAGUGCUGGCUUAGGAUCCGAAAGACCAGAUGGUGUUUCGAGAGACGACGAUGAAUUUGAUGCAUAUAGAAAAAGAAUGAUGCUUGCAUAUAGAUUUAGGCCUAAUCCAUUAAACAAUCCUAGAAGACCUUACUACUAAAUAAUCGAAUGGACUGUAUUUCUAUAAAAUCCUCAGACGACAAAUGUCUUUUCUAAUUUAAUAUAGAACAAAUGAUUGUUAUUUUGUAUAUCUAAAAUGACGUGAAAGUUAAAAUAUUAACGUACUGUCUUAAACAAUGUUGUUAAAUUCAAAUAAGAUAUUGCGUCGUUAAAUAAAAAAAAAAAGGAGCAAUCGUUCAUAUCUCCAUUAACAUUAAUCCUUGAAUUCUUAGUCAUUAUUAAUAUACGUAUUGUAAGAUUAUAUUACUUAACAGUUAUAUAUAGUAUCUUAUGUACGUUGAAAUAGUAUCUUUUUAUUUCCCAGAUGUAAUAAAAAAAAAAGUAUAGAGAAAUACAUACGCGAUAAGUUUAAUGAAUAAUCGAAAGUAUAUAUAUAUAUACUUAUAGGAGAAAAACUUCGGUAAUAUUUAAUUUUCAAAUACUAGAAAAAUUUAUUACGUAAUGAAAAUUCAACGCGAUAAUAUUAUAUCUUUGGAUCUUUAUUAAUUAUAAUUUAUUUUGUAUUAUACAACGUCAAUGUAUUUCAGGAUCUCUAUUUUUUAAAAACAUACUUUACAAUAAUUCAUUGAGAAAAUAUUAAAAUCUCAUAUAUAUAUAUAUAUAUAAUAAAAAUCAAUAUAAUUAUUCACCAUGAUUACAUGUCUAAAAAAAAUAAAAACAUCGAUUUCUUUAUCAACGUCAUUGUACGAGCAUAAAAUAAUUCUAUAUAAUAUUCCUAUCUAUGAACUCUUUAAAUGUAUGUGUCAACGUGUUCCUAUAAAAAUUAUUCUCUUUCAAUUUUGUAUAAUAGACAUUAACGUCGACACUCGAAGUAAUAUUCUCAUCUUGAUCCGUGAAAAGAUGUAAAACGUGUAUGGCCAUUACAGCGGCAAAUUUGCCAAAACGUUCGAUAUGUUCCAAUAAUAUUUCAUAAGGAAAUAAUUCUCUAGGAUUACAAUCUAAGCUUUCAAGACAUUUAGAAAAGGAAUCGUAAUAAUUUCGAAGUAGUUCGUCGUAAUUUUCGUUUCUAAUCUCGUAUAGGGUGGAACAAAAUAACGUAUAGCAUAUGUCCAAGACAGGCGAUGCGUAACGACAGAUUUGAAAGUCGAGGAAGCAAAGAUCCUCCGGUUCGUAAGUUCUUUCGUUCUCCUGAAAUAAAUGUGGAAAUAAAUGAUGAGAGAACAAUCGAAGAAAUAAAUAAAGAAAAGAUCUUAGAUAUCGUUUUAACGAA